Lytechinus variegatus (green sea urchin) is the source of this 4891-nucleotide messenger RNA. It is a transcript of the gene acox1, whose product is annotated as peroxisomal acyl-coenzyme A oxidase 1-like. The transcript is spliced from 14 exons. The coding region runs from base 45 to 2093 and encodes 682 amino acids. Gene Ontology annotation, molecular function: acyl-CoA oxidase activity; FAD binding; fatty acid binding. Gene Ontology annotation, biological process: fatty acid beta-oxidation using acyl-CoA oxidase; lipid homeostasis. Lineage: Eukaryota; Metazoa; Echinodermata; Echinoidea; Temnopleuroida; Toxopneustidae. The record is from RefSeq and is a predicted model, not a curated record. Gene Ontology annotation, cellular component: peroxisome.
CGGUGCCGAUACUUUAAUUUACAUGAGCUGGCUGAUUGAGGAAAAUGGCGAAUCUUAAUGUUAGGAGUCAUAAAGUGGAUGCAAGAUCCCCUCCAACUGUAAAUAUCAAUCCCGAUAUUGCAGAAGAGAGGAGAAAUGCAAAAUUUGAUCCAGUAGAACUUACUUAUGUGAUUGAUGGAGGAAAAGAAAAAACAGAGAGGCGUCGAUAUUUAGAGUCUGAAGUCUUAAAUGACCCAUCCUUUGAUGACCCCAUGGAUAUCUCUUUUAUGACGGAUGAACAACGGCACACCAAUUCUGUGAGGAAAGCUAUUCAGGUGGUCCGAAGAACGCAGGAGCUAGAAAUCAGCAAUCCUAUGGAACUCAUUUGGUUUAGAGCGGCUACAAACCCAUUAGAGGUUCCAUCACUGAGCCUCCAUACAUCUAUGUUCAUGACCACCAUUGUCAACCAGAUGACUCUAGAACAGAGGUCCCAAUGGGAAUCUGCAGCCAAGAAAUUUGAAUUGAUUGGGACAUACGCUCAGACUGAGCUGGGACAUGGAACCUUUUUGCGUGGACUUGAAACAACUGCUACAUAUGACCCAAGAACUCAAGAGUUUGAGAUACAUUCACCCACCCUGACUUCAAUGAAAUGGUGGCCUGGAAAUUUGGGUAAGACUGUCACCCAUGCUAUUGUAGCUGCUCAGCUGUACACUAAAGGACAUUGUAUGGGAGUUCAUAUGUUCAUGGUUCCUCUACGCAGUUUAGAGACACAUCUACCUCACCCUGGUGUUGAAUUGGGUGACAUCGGACCAAAGUUUGGCUAUAGCAACAUUGAUAAUGGCUUUCUGCGAUUUAACCACUAUCGCAUUCCAAGAGAAAACAUGUGCAUGAGACAUUCUCAGGUCAUGCCAGAUGGAACGUAUGUUCCACCUCCUCACAAGAAGGUUAGCUAUGGUAGCAUGUUGCCGAUUCGCAGCGCUAUCGUGGGAAACACAGGUUGGGCCCUGGCAAAGGGCUGUAUUAUAGCAACAAGAUACAGCGUUGUAAGGAGACAGUCUGAACUCAUUCCUGGUACCAAAGAAGCAAAGAUCCUUGAUUACCAGAGCCAGCAAUUGAAGAUCAUUCCCAACAUUGCUACAUCCUUUGCCUUCAUCUUAACUGGAAAGGAGAUGAUGAAGACAUACUUUGAUAGCCUUGCUGAGAUGAAUGAGGGGAACUUUAGCUCCCUGCCUGAGCUCCAUGCGACCUCAGCGGGACUGAAAGCCUUCACAUCAGCUGUUGUUGCCAGUGGUUUAGAGGAGCUUCGGAUGUCUUGUGGAGGUCAUGGAUAUUCUAAGGCCAGUGGUUUCCCAGAACUAUAUACCACCGCAGUCCCAGCUACUACCUAUGAAGGAGAAAACACUGUCAUGUUUCUACAGACAGCCAGGUACCUGAUGAAGGUAGCCAGACAGGUAGGAUCAGGAAAUAAACUGGUUGGUUGCGCUGCAUACCUUCAAUCAAACCUAUCACCUCGAUGCUUGGCUAAGAGACAGACUGAUUUCCUCAGACAGGAUAUCUUGGUAGAUGCCUACAAACAUAGGGCCAAGAGUGUUGUGAUGUUAGCAGCAAAGAGGAUGGGUGAAGAAAUCAAGAAGGGUCACUCUCAACCCGUUGCAUGGAACAACUGCCACAUGUAUCUUAUAAAGGCUGCAAUGGCCCAUUGUCACCUGUACUGUGUGGAGAGUUUCUUUGAUGGAGUAAAUAGUACCGAUGCUUCACAACCUGCAGUGGAUGCUCUCAUGUCUUUGUGUCAGCUCUAUGCUAUCUUUGGGAUCAGCCAAAACAAAGGAGAUCUGCUCCAGGAUGGUUAUAUUAAUGGUGAGCAGAUAGAUAUGUUAGAGCGUCAGCUGAUAGACCUACUAGCAAUCAUCAGACCUAUUGCUGUAACUCUGGUUGAUUCUUAUGAUAUCCCUGAUAAGAUGCUAUCUUCAGUACUUGGACGCUAUGAUGGUAACGUCUAUGAGAACCUGUAUGAGUGGGCCAAGAAAGCUCCCCUAAACAAGAAAGAGGUUCCUGCUGCUUACAAGUACAUUGGACCAUUUCUUAAGGAGAACAUAGCCAAUUCAAAGCUCUGAAUCAUGUGACCACCAGUAAUCUAUCAUGUGACUGUAAACUCUGAAUCAUGUGACUGUAAGCUCUGAAUCAUGUGACUGCAGAAAACCAAGUGAUCUUCCAUAGUAAGCAAUGAAUGUCUUGGUUCUAUGUGAAAUUGAUGCAUCUAUACAUUUCAUUCUGAAAUAUAAUGUAAUUACAUGGACCUUUUCUGGUAUAGAUAAACAUGUCAAUUCAUCUUUUUUAUAUUGGAAACAGUUGAUAUUGUUUGUCAUUGUUAAAAGAUAAUUAUUUAAUCCCACAAAAGGCGAUGACAAAUUCUUUCUCAAACAAAAAACGAUCAGAUUAAUCCCAGGCUUUAUGUAGCUGAUUGCAAUAAGAUCAAUAACAAAUCUUAUGGCAAUUUCGGAAUUCUCUAGUCAAUGUGUGAAGCCAAUUAUAUACAUUUUGAAAUAAACAGAGCAAUAUAAUUCGAGAUUUAUAAAUCAAGAUUAAUGUUUCUUAUUAUCACUUGUACAUAUACCUCAAACAAUACUGUUUAUGAUAGACCAAGAUAUGGAAUUAAAUCAUAUUAAAUCAAUUAAACUUAAAGAAAUUGAUAUUUCAUGCAAUUGAAUUCCUGUUUAUUAAUUUUGGGAUAAAUUAUUAAGCUCCCAUACAGUAUGGUGGUAUCAGUAUUACCCAAGCUAUAUCUCAAAUUACUUCAUUGUUUGUUGUAAAAGUGUAGUUGAGCAGAAACAAAGCAUACUUUUUUUCAAUAUUUUCUUCGUUACAUGUAUGUAGUUGUUUUAAUCUCUGUUAGAUGAUGUACAAUGUAUGUGACAAUGUACAUUUUAUAAACUUGACAUUUUACGUGACUUUAUUUGUUGCCAAUGAAUAUCAGGGAAUUUCAUGUUAAACUCAGCUUUUGAAAUGAAAUAUAUUAUGUUAUUAUUACACAUCAUUUGAUAAUACUAGUUUCUGUAAUGAUUAGUAUAAUGUCUUUUGGUUUUUUUUUGCAAGUCUUCUGUUGUAUGGAAGAUAGUUCUGAAUCUUGAUAUUGUUUGAUUUUAUGUUUAAUAUUAAUCAAUCAUGCUUGUGGGUUGGUGGAGGAUAGUAAGAAAAAGAUUUCCAAGAUGACAAAGGGAGGCAUUUUUUUUUUUGGGGGGGGGGUUUAAUCAUGAGAGAUUACCUUUUACAUAGUGAUUUAUCCAUCUACUUAAUACCAAAGAGGACUUCUGGCGUAGAUGGAACAAUCUUUCAAAUUACGUCAAAUAUCUGUGUGUAAUUCAUACAAGUAAAAUGGGAGCGUAUUCAUUCAUCUAUAGAUUUCAUGUUUAGUACUGCCAGAUCAAAUACCUAAUCAUUGCUUUUCUUCAAAUAAAGAAGUUAUGGUGAAUAUUAACUUUAAAGUUUACUACACAAAGUUUACACUCAGUAAAUUGUUGCAUUAAAACUGUUAAAAAGGAAUACUGUAGAUUUUUAUAUUCGAUUGAAAAAAAAAUGAAUAGCAUUUGAUUACUGCUACUGUGCAAUGUAUUAAGUGAUUGUGAAACAGUUAUGUAGAAAUGAUAAACAUGAUAUCUGUAUGUAUGGUGUUUAUAGCAACCAUAGUGCAGUAUGUAUAAACAGUUGAUUUAUGAUACAAAAAUCCAUCUAGGAGCACCAUUGUACUGUUCGGUUGCUCUCAUUUUAAUGUUAAAAAAUGUUCGACUACUUACUGAAAAUUGCCUGUCAAUGUCUCGUAACUUUAGACCUUUUAUCAGAAAUGUAAUUUUGAAAUGUGCAAUCAACAUUGUAAAGAGGAUUUGUGAUGUGAUGAAGUUAGUUGUACAAAGAGAAUGAAAUUAUAAAAUGCAUCACCUAAGAUGGUCUAUUGAUGAUUUGCAAAGACUAAUCAUUAAAAGAAAAAAACUUAGGGUAAAGGAUUUAUUUUCAUCUUCAAAUAUUUUAUAGUUUUAUGAAAGUGAGAGUAGAGUCAUGUUUUAUGAUGAUUAUGAUUUCUUCAAGGUUGAAAUUGGUCAGAAAUUCAUAUUAUAUUUUUUUACUUAACAUGACUCUACUUUUAAUGUCAUUCCUCAUAUUGUUCAUUUUUGUUAAUGUAAUUUAAUGAAAAUUGAUUUUGAUAAUUUCAAUGUUUUCAUUUGACUAGCUUGGGUCCUGUUUUAUAUAACAAAAAGUGAUAUACAACAUUAGCAAGCGCUAUGAAACAAGCCACCCUUUAUUUACCCGGGGUAGCCACUUCAGUUCCAAAAACUGUGGGCCCUGCUAUUAUUACCCUGGCUUUAGCUUAAGCAAUGAGUAUUUGAUUACAUGAAAUAGUCAUUCCAAUCUGUCAUGAAGUUUAGCUUAUCAUAGAAUCGUAUGUAGAGUAUGCAAUGAUAGAAGUAAUGAGUCAUCUUACCAAAACUAUCGGGUUUAGAUUACUGUGACGUACACAAUGCCUUUGAUUUCACACUGUCUUCUUGAUGACAAAUACACUCAUUGCAUGAUAGCAUUGUAGACUUUCUUUGCUUCUUUUAGACAACAUGUCUGAUUAAAAUUUCUUCCCUCUUUUUCCUUGGGUUUUACAAUUGUACAAAUUUUCUCUUGAAAUUAAAAAUUCUUCUAUUCAGUGUUGAAAUUAAUUCCCUUUUUUACAUUGUAAAAUGUCUGUAGAUUGAUAAUCUUAUCCAUACAUGUUAUAUCAUUACAACACUAUUAUAAAUAUUUAGCAGUAUACCAUAAUGUAUGAAUGUGAAUAAUGAGUUAAAGUUUUCUAUUGAAUUUAAACAUUACAUGACUGUCAAUAUACAAAUAAAUAAUUUAUACUAAAACUUGGCAUUAAAAUCAUUGAAAUCAA